Molecule: messenger RNA, 639 nt
Organism: Trichomonas vaginalis G3
Lineage: Eukaryota; Parabasalia; Trichomonadida; Trichomonadidae
Exons: 1
Coding region: 1-639 (212 amino acids)
Source: RefSeq, a predicted model, not a curated record
AUGACUACUGCCAAAUCUAUAAGCAGAGAAUGGCUAUUUGAAGCUAAAAGAAGAAUAGAAGAAGGUGAAUCUUACAAAAGUGUGGGAAAGGAAGUUGAAUUGGAAAAUGGUAAAAUUAAAUUGAAUGUUGCCGAAAAUACAAUAAGAAGAGCAUUUCAACUUCAAGAAAUCGAAUUACCAAAAGUUAGUCGCGGCAGAAAACCAAAUCCACCAACAUUUGAGCAAAAACAAUUAAUUAAUUCUUGUGUUUCACAAUAUAAAGGAGGAAUUUCAAAAACUUAUUUAUUGAUUAAAAGGUUUCAAAAUAUUGCUCAAAAUCCCGAUUGUGAGAAAGAAAAAGAAGAAAUUGCAAAAGAAUUUGAAAAUAUAGAAGAUUUGACAAAAGAUCAAUUUUUUGACAAUUUACAAAAAAUAAAGCAUCAUCAAGUGGAAAAAUUUAUGAUGGAAUCAGGUUUAUCUUCAAAAAGAGAUUACAAACCAGCAAAUCCACCUACCAAAUAUCGUGCCAUAUCAAAGAAUUUGAUAUGGCACUGCGAUAUUCAUUACCUUCACGGUAAUGUUUCUUUUCCAUUUUUUGCCAUAUUGGAUGAUAUGACACGUAAAGUUCUCAAAACUAAAUUAUUGAAAAACAAGUCUUAG